UCAAGAAAAGCCGGAGACGAGCAACCGGCUUCGACGAGGACCGGCGGCCAGGGGACUCCUUCGAGAGAAUAGCAGGAGCCCUUCCUCCAGGACGAAGGACCCAAGCCCCGUCGACGCCGACUCCACCGUCAGUCCUCUCGCUCGGCCGAGUCCUUAAGCCAAAUUCCGAAGAACAUGGCGAGCCUUAUUCGAUCGGUCGUCAGCAACUACGAUGAAAUUAUCAAGACGAACAAGGAUCCUAAGGUGGACACAUGGCUUCUUAUGGGAUCCCCUGGACCGGUGUUUUGCAUCCUGGCCAUGUACCUCGCGUUUGUGAUAAAAAUCGGACCAAAGCUCAUGGAGAAAAGGCCACCCUUCGAGCUAAAGACCGUAAUGAUAGUGUACAACGCCAUCCAGGUGGUCUUCAGCAUAUGGCUAUCCUCCUUGGUCUUUCGGCACGACUUGAAGCAGUUACUCAACAGCAAUUGCGCGAACCCAAAUGUCUUAACACAGAGCGCGUAUACCGAGUUGUACUCUGCUGCUUGGUGGUACUUCUUUGCGAAAAUCGUCGAACUUAUGGACACGGUCAUCUUUGUCUUGCGCAAGAAGAACAAUCAGGUGACCUUCUUGCACGUGUACCAUCAUACAGUGACCGCCUUAUUUUCCUGGUGUUACCUGAAGUUGGCGCCAGGUGAGCAGGGCAUUGUCUUGGGAUUCCUUAAUUCGACGGUCCACAUCAUCAUGUACGCGUACUACAUGAUCGCCGCCAUGGGGCCGAAGUACAGGAAGUACAUCUGGUGGAAGAAGUACAUGACGUGGAUCCAGCUGAUUCAAUUCGGCUUGAUGCUCAGUUACCUGGUAUUCGUCCUGGCAAUGGACUGCAAGAUGCCAAAGGGUGUAACGUACUUCUUCGUCACGAAUGUCGUAAUCUUCAUCUACCUCUUCAGCGACUUCUACCGGAAGGCAUACAAGAAGAAACAGGCCUAGAACAAAGAAUCUCUCGCGUUCUCGCGAAAAUGUAAACAAUGUACAAUGCAAUUCUUCUCCUCGGCUGCGGAAGUUGGAUCAAAGUGUCCGAUACCAGUCCACAGGUGGAAGGUAACUUUAGGGCUAAAGGUUCUCCUGAAAGGGCGUCGGCCAUUUUUCCAAAAAAGGGCCGAUGAAAUGCAGAGAAGCCCAGAAAACCUGCCUCGAUAAAUUGAUGAAAGCUCUCUCGGCGUCCCUCGUCGGGAAAUUUCGAGCUUUUCUGAAUCUCUCGACGAGGAACUCUUUCGAAGGUACCAAAACCGACACGACGCGAGACGUUACCUAGGAGUAAGUUUGGAUAUCGAAAUCGGGACCUCCCCCCGGAUUCCUCGGUUGAGAGUACGGAGGAGAUACGCUUGUUAAUUAAUUAAUUGUUAUUUAUUGACACAGUCACGCGAAACAAACGACUGAUGUUCUACGAAUAUGCUUUAUUGUACAGCAAGUGUGUAAUCGUGAUAUUAUACAAAAGGUGAACGUAA
Molecule: messenger RNA, 1484 nt
Organism: Orussus abietinus
Lineage: Eukaryota; Metazoa; Arthropoda; Insecta; Hymenoptera; Orussidae
Gene: bond
Product: elongation of very long chain fatty acids protein 7
Exons: 7
Coding region: 175-966 (263 amino acids)
Biological process (GO): fatty acid elongation, polyunsaturated fatty acid; very long-chain fatty acid biosynthetic process; sphingolipid biosynthetic process
Cellular component (GO): endoplasmic reticulum membrane
Molecular function (GO): fatty acid elongase activity
Source: RefSeq, a predicted model, not a curated record